UUGGGGGAUUGUAGUGAAUUACAAUUAUAUAAGAUGUAAAAUUAGAUUUGUAACAAAUUUUAUUUAUUUUUUUAUUUUUUUAAAGUCAGAGAGUUACAAGUAAAUAAACAAGCGAGUAGUUGGCGUAGAAGCACGAGGCCUUGGUGGUACCGUCAACUUGGGAUAGGUAGUUACGUUUCUCCCCUAAUAUAUUGUAACACAACUAUAAUACUUAUAUACUGGUAUAUAAACUCACACACCAAAAAACAAAGAGCUCAUAAUUCAACUUCAAUAAUUCUAGUACAAAAAUUAUGUUCAAUACAAUCAUAGUGUAUUAAUAAUUUAAUCACUACAAAAAUGGCAGAAAGGCCUAAAACUUUGACAGCAUUAGAAGGCGAGAAAACUCUAAACCCAAGCUUCGUAAGAGACGAAGAUGAGCGUCCUAAGGUGGCGUAUAACGUUUUUAGCCACGAUAUUCCCGUCAUAUCUCUCGCCGGCAUCGAUUCUGAUGGCGAAGAUCAAGUCAAGAGAGCCUCUAUUUGUCGCAAGAUUGUGGAAGCGUUCGAAGAAUGGGGUAUUUUUCAAAUUGUGGAUCAUGGUAUUGAAGGUGAUCUUAUUGCGGAUAUGACUCGUUUGGCUAGGGAAUUCUUUGCUCUUCCUCCUGAAGAGAAGCUUCGCUUUGAUAUGUCUGGUGGUAAAAAGGGUGGUUUUAUUGUUUCUAGUCAUCUUCAGGGAGAGGCAGUACAAGACUGGAGGGAAAUGGUAGCUUACUUCUCAUACCCUAUCAAGAGUAGAGACUACUCGAGAUGGCCUGACAAGCCCGAAGGGUGGAGGAAUGUGACAGAACAGUACAGUGAGAAGUUGAUGGGUUUAGCCUGCAAGCUCCUUGGGGUGUUAUCUGAGGCCAUGGGUCUUGAGGCUGAGGCCCUCACUAAGGCCUGUGUCGAUAUGGACCAGAAAAUUGUGGUGAAUUACUACCCCAAGUGCCCACAGCCUGACCUUACUCUUGGGCUCAAACGCCACACUGACCCUGGUACCAUCACCCUCCUCCUUCAAGAUGAUGUAGGCGGUCUGCAGGCUACUCGUGAUGGUGGUAAGACUUGGAUCACUGUUGAGCCGAUUCCUGGUGCCUUUGUGGUCAACCUUGGUGACCAUGGUCAUUAUUUGAGCAAUGGGAGAUUCAAGAAUGCAGACCACCAGGCUGUGGUGAACUCAGACCGUAGCAGGUUGUCAAUAGCAACUUUCCAGAAUCCAGCCCCAGAGGCGAUAGUAUACCCAUUGGCUAUAAGAGAAGGAGAAAAGCCGAUUCUAGAAGAGCCCAUCACUUUUGCAGAGAUGUACAGGAAGAAGAUGGGCAAGGACCUUGAACUUGCACGCCUUAAGAAGCUCGCUAAGGAGCAGCAGUCAAAGGUAGAAGAGCUAGAGAAAACCAAGUUUGAGUCCAAACCAAUUGAAGAGAUCCUUGCUUAAUAAACUCAACCUGAGGCUAAGGUUGUGGUAGUGAAAAUGACAGUAUAUCUGCAAAUUUGUGUUUUCUUGAUUUAGUAUAAAUGUCAUGUGUAUCCUAGUUUUGGUUAAUAUUCAUUAGUCUGCUGAUUAAUGGUGAGAAUAAAAUUGUAAUGUACUCAACAAGUUUAAAUCAUAUUUAUGUAUUAUCGAGUUCACAAGAUCA
Messenger RNA from Chenopodium quinoa (quinoa), 1651 nucleotides. Its product is annotated as naringenin,2-oxoglutarate 3-dioxygenase-like. The transcript has 3 exons. The record is from RefSeq and is a predicted model, not a curated record. Lineage: Eukaryota; Viridiplantae; Streptophyta; Magnoliopsida; Caryophyllales; Amaranthaceae. Bases 337 to 1449 code for a protein of 370 amino acids.